Molecule: messenger RNA, 249 nt
Organism: Botrytis deweyae
Lineage: Eukaryota; Fungi; Ascomycota; Leotiomycetes; Helotiales; Sclerotiniaceae
Exons: 4
Coding region: 1-249 (82 amino acids)
Source: RefSeq, a predicted model, not a curated record
AUGCAUCCUACUGCCGUUACUAGAAUGUUCCAACCGACCAAGAAGAUGUGGUCGCCUGUGCCCAAGGAGGAGCAUAGCGCCCACACUAUCUCGCAACGAUUGCGCCAAUGGAAGAAGAUUCCUCCCGAGUUGGUUCCUUUGGGAAUCGUCGUCGGUGUCGCUGUCGGAUUUGCUUUCUACUCUUUGGGCCGCAAACUUGUUGUUGACAAGCAAAUGCGUCUCUCGAGACAAAACAGAGGAAAGGAAUAG